CGGGCCCGGCGGCCCCGGCGCUGCUCCCGCCGCUCGCCGGGAUCUCACCUGGGCAGGAGCCGCUCCCGCCGCUCGCCGGGAUCUCCCCGGGGCAGGCGCGGCCUCGGAGGCAGGAUGCGCUCCAAGAGGCUCACCACCGAACCUCCAUGUAUAACAGAAGAAAUGUUAGAAGAAUACUUAGCCACAGAUGAUAUGCUUGUGGAUUUCUUUAAUGAAUUUUUGAGUCUUCCGACUUUUGCCCAGCCAGUGAAGUUUAACUCUGAUGUUGGGGCUUUUGAAGUAGUUAAUUGCGCCCCACCAUUCCUGGAAAGCCAGCCGAAAAAAAUUCUACAUGAUCAAAAACCUCCAAGCCCCAUUUAUGAUGUUCUAAGCAAGGAAAAGAAUGAUGGGCAGCUCUCCAAAAUGCACAGUGCUUCUUCAGCCUUCAGUAUUGAUCCAAAUUACAACACUAUGCAACUCGAUCAAGAGCAAGUAAUUGAGUGGAUUAAGAAAGAAAGGCUUCCAGCGUUUCUAGAAAGUGACUGUUACUUUGAAUACAGACUAGCUAAAUUGAUAUCACAGGUAGAAUGGAGCAAGACUGGCAUUAAUUUCAUUAUAGAUAGUGACUACUCUCCCUGGAUAAGGAUAAGGAAGCAAAGCCCAAGUUCUCCCUCUCCUGAGGAGGAGGAUGACCCUUCACUGACUUCAUUGACUUUGAAGAAGUUCUAUGUAUCACUUGGCGAGGCUACAGUUUCUCAGGUAAAGGAUUGGUUUACGUUGGCAAAACAAGGAGAUUCUGUGAAAACUACAGAUUCAUACAUGCAUCCUGUAGUUUCUAGUAAAAUUCAAGGUACUCACCAUUUGCAUGGGCAGCAUAAAAGAGAUGAAUCAUUACCUGGAAAAGGUCCCCUUCUGGGGACAGCAUCUGCAAAAGCCCAUGUAACCAGUGGGAGGCCCAGAGAGGCUGAGGAGGGCUGCUCGGUGGCCAUUGCUGAAACUCUUUCCCACACGCGGUCAAGAGUUUAUCUACAUCCAAAAUGGCACAGUGCAGCAGAAGAGGAAGAUGAACAGGGAAGCACAACUUAUCAGACAGUGGAAGAAUUCACAUCAAUAUCCUCUCAAAUUGCAAUGAAGGAUCCCAUUUCAGAGCUGACCCUCCAGUCAGCUGCUGACAUUGAAACCUUGGACUCCAAGGAAGAUGUAAGAAAACAAGAAAGCUUAAGUCCAAGUUCUGAAAGUGUUGGGCCAGACAGCAGGGCUGCCUGGUGUAUUAGUCAUGAGACGUACGACACUGGCAACAGACAUGAGUUUGAAAGAUUCAAGAAGUUCAUCAAAGGAACACUAGGGGAGAGGUACUGGUGGCUCUGGAUGGAUAUUGAAAGACUAAAGGCUCUUAAGAACACUACGAGGCAACAAAGACAACUCAGUAAGAUGAAAAAACUGUACCUGCUGAGCAGUGGAGACUAUUUCCUCAGUUCAGAAGUGUUGCUCAGACUUGAGCUACUGCAUGGAGAUCAGUGGAAUAUAAUGCAUUUAAGACAGAUUCAGCCUGAAGUAGUGAAACCACUACUUCUUUACUGGGGUCCCAGAUUUUGUGUCACUCAUUCAACAGCAAUAGAUGCUGCCAGUGCAAAACUGAAGUUCUGGCACACAUGUCAAGAGAGACCAAGAGUGGACAUUGAUCCUUUCCCACAAAUAGUAUCAUUGUUGCCAUUGACCCAAAAGUCUGACAUACCACCUUCCCUUCUUCAGAGAUCAUCAGGAUUACUACCUACUCUCACAGGAAGUCAAAUUCUCCAAAGGGAUGAUAUUUCUAGCAGUAGAAUACGGCCAAUGUCAGUGAGCACAGACAUGAUUCAUAGCUUAGCUCUGGAUGGGACCAAAUAUUCAGAAUACCAGGGUCAUAGAAAAUACACCUAUGCUGAGCUUCUCCAUGGGAAAAGUGUUGCUAGCAGUGUUGUCUUCAGGGGAUCAGGAAUUGAAAGCAUGCUGCAGUCUCUUUAUUUGGAGAACAGAGCAGGCUACUACUUCACACAAUUCUGUGAGAAGUCAGGGAAUAAGUUGUGGAAGAACUGCGUGUACUUUUGGUUCGACCUACAGGCUUAUCAUCAGCUUUUUUACCAAGAAACCCUUCAACCUUUUCAAAUAUGCCAGCAAGCUCAAUUCCUUUAUGCAACUUACAUUGCUCCAUCUGCCAGUAUGGACACUGGACUUCAUCAGAAUAAGAAAAAUAUGAUUUAUCACAAAAUUGACCCAGCUUUUGAGGACCUUUUUGACCCAGCAGAAGAACACAUCCUCACUGUUUUGCUGGAACCGUGGAUGAAGAUGGUGGAAGAAGACAAAUACGCUUAUAGAAAGGUGGAGUUGGUGGAAGAAACUCAACAGCUGGACUCCGUGUACUUUAGAGAGCUCCAGGCUUUGCAUCAAGUGAGUAGUUCCAAGAAGGAUGAGAGUACUGUUGCUGACACAGGGGCUCUCAAAGAAGAUCAGCACUUGCAUCAAGCUUCCAAGGAAUUGGCAGGUCCCAGUCUGUCUGACCUGAUCCAUGACAAAGAGAAGUUAGAACAGUUCCAGGCUUUUCUUGAUAAGCAUUCUGCUAGCAUGGAUCUCAUGUGCUGGCUAGAUAUUGAAGAGUUCAGAAAGAUGCUCCAAAAGGAUAAAGAAAAAAGUGAUGAAAAAUCAAAAGACAUUAAAACCAAGUACUUAAAUAACAAGUACUUCUUUGGACCCAACAGCCCAGCUACCAGAGAACAACAGGAAGAGCUAAUGCAUUCAGGUGGAGGAAGGAGACAAAGCCUUCAUGAUCAGCUUUCGGCAGCAGUUCUGCUACAAGUUCAGCAAUGUGUCCAGAAGAGAUUAGAAAAACAAUGGCUGCCAUUGUUCCUGGCAGAUGAACACCAUGGGGCAGAGGAAGAAGCAAAGCAUGUGGACAAUAAGAGUGUUUCUUCAUCUAGUGAAAUACUUGCUUUCCGCAAGGCACUGCUGGAUCCUGAGACAGCAAAUCUGUUUCAACGUUUUGUGGCACUGAAGGGAGACCUCCUGGGGAACGGGGUGCUCUUUUGGCAAGAGGUGCAAAAGUAUAAGGACCUGUGCCAUUCUCAUUGUGCUGAUGCCAUAGUUCAGAAAAAGAUCACAGCUAUUAUUGACUGCUUUAUUAAUUCUGCCAUACCCCCAGCUUUGCAGAUUGACAUCCCACCUGAACUAGCAAAGAAGAUUGUGGAGCACAGGAAAGAACUAGGACCUUACAUUUUUAGAGAGGCACAGAUGAGUAUUUUUGCUCUUCUGUUUAAAUUUUGGCCAGAAUUUUGUAAGUUCCAAAGCAAUCCGGAGAGUGACAAAAUUCUAGUUUCCUUGGAGAAAAAAAAGGAAAAAGAGACACAAAAGGUGGAAGGGAUAACAGCAAAGGGUAAAGAAGCGGGGAAAAAGCUCAUUAAUUUGGCUCAACUUAAGUCCUUGACUCAACCCAAGUCCUUGACUCAACUGAAGUCCUUGACUCAACCCAAGUCCUUGACUCAACCCAAGUCCUUGACUCAACUCAAGUCCUUGACUCAGCCUGAGCCCUUGACUCAGCUUAAGCCCUUGACUCAACUGCCAAAGAGUGUUUUGCUAGAUGAGCUUGAUGUGAAGAGAAGAUCAUCAACACCUUUAGUACCUAAAGAAGGACAUGGGAGGAAGGGUUCCUGGUCCUAUUCCAAGUACAUAGAAGCCUUGGAACAGGAAAGAAUACUCAUCAAAAGGCAAGAAGAUCUGCAGAAAACCUCAUCAUCAUCGUCACUCCCUGCAGGUCCCUUGUUUAUGUCCUCCCUGAAGCCUGAAAAUUUUGUAAAAGCCACCAUUCCUACAAAGCCUAAACUAUGAAUCUUCCCAAGAAGCAGGAAGCCCUUUAAAAUCUCUCUGAGGAAGGGAAUGCAGAGACAUUCUAUGGAGGUGGCCAGGAGACACAAAUGUAAUGUGCUUGCAAGGUUUGUUCUUACAAUUCCAGAGCAAAAAUGCUGAUUUGGAAUAUUAUUAAGAACCAGGGGAUCAAGGGUAGAAAAUAAACAUCUUCCAAUGUGUUCCAUUUCAACCUGAUUGUGACACUGACUCUUGUGUUAAUAAUUUAAUAAUACACCUUGAGGCUCAAAUCCCAGUAGGAUUCCACUGAAGUAUGCAUGGUACAAACUACUAGGUAGUCUCCAUCUUAAACAUCUUAUAAUCAAACCCAGUUCUUUAGUGCCUUAUCUAAUGAAUAAGUAAAACACUGCCUUGAACUGACAGCCUUGAAGCAGGGUGUUUUGGCACACUGUGCUCUCACUAUGCAAUUUAUACAACUUCUGUUCACCAAGGAUGAACAUGAGGUCUCUGAGUUAUUAUAGAGGCAAAGGUUCUUAUUGUUUCCUCCCAGUUCAGUCUGAUUCCUGUUCCAAGUUCACCUUCUGUCUCAUUUCUGAGUUUUGAUCCACAAGAAAGGCUUAAAAUCGAUCAGGACACAGAUGGGAUUGGGACCUUCUACACAAUAUCAUUAGUCCCAAGGCAUUACUCAACAGAGGGUUGCUCUUGUGCAGCUCUCCCUACUUCUAAGAAGUUUUAAAAAGACUUGAGGCACAGCUGAUGUGGGGACUAAGGACCAAGGAUUAAUUGAGAAAUUAAGAGGGAACAGGGAAAGAAUUAACUACUAGGCAAGAGACAUGAAGAUACUAGACCUCUCCACAUUCUUUAGACCUCUUUAAAAAACAGUCCCCAGCCACAAAGCUGUUGGCUCCAUUCUCCCCCACAUGUGUGUAACGCAUGUAAAAGAAAGGCUGAUCAGCAAGCUGUUCCUGAGGAUUAGCCCAGAGUUAGGGAUGGGACUGUCUCCUGCUGGAGGCAGGCUGGUAGGGAAGAAAUGCACUUUCUUUUAUGGAUGUAGUUGCCCUGAUCAUAUAUUCUCACAGAAGGAGCAAGGGAGAUCAUUGGUUCAGUUCCUGCUUUGCCCAUGGUUCAGAGUUUGCUUCAUGCUUGCCUGCAUGUUCUCUGUUUGAGUUACCUGAAAAAUAUGUUUUUGGUGGAAGCUACAACAAAAUUCUUUCCCUGUUUUUUAUGUUUUCCUAAAUUUCACAAAUGCAGUAAGCUUUAAUGUUCAAUACAUCUGAGGAGGUUGGAAUGCAGCAUCUUGUAGUGAGCAAAGCACAUGUGGUACUGUGUGGCCUACCACUCAUUAAUGUGAAAGGCAGAGAAGAAUCAUGAAGUGCCAUAAAUGCAGUGAUGUAUGUCACCCUAAAAAGCACAUGGAAGGCCACCUUCUACUGCUGUGGUCAGUGCAGUGCACGCAACCAAAUGCUGGAGCAUGGCAGGCUGUUUGUGUUGCUGUAUCCUUGCCUUCAUGGAAUUUUUAGGCAGUUAAGUAAUGUGUAGACAUUGCUUAUCUUAUGCUUUUAGUUCUGACAUGAUUAACACUUAGAUUACUUAAAAAAUUAAAAAUAUUAUCCAGAUAUUUGUUACAAAUGAUAAAACUCCUAGUGAAUGUUCCAGUCUUGCCAAAUAGUGAACAAAAAUUUACCAGCAAAUUUAUCUCAUGCAAAAAAUGACUGUCCCAGACAGUUGUGUUCACUAAUACCAUACAUGUUUAUGAAACUUAAAAAGAAGUAUUUAAUUAGUGAAUAGAAUUUCUCAAACUGGCCCUAUUUACUCCAAGUGCUGCAAACUGAAGUUUACUCUUGAUCUAGUUUGCUGUUCUGUCUCCAUGGUAGCUGAAACAUCUGGGUGCAUGUAGACACACAUGCACUGUUUUAGUGCCAAGGCCAUGUCUUCAGUACACAGCUGAGAAGAAUCACAGGUAUCAGUAAUGCUAGAACUACAUGGCUGAUCAUUGUUUUUAUUUUAUGUGUCAAUUUUACAGAAAUACUGGGCAAUUGAACAGAGAAUUCAUUAAGAGACAGGGACCCUUAAAUUUCUGGGUUACUGGAUCUAAUCUAAUGCAAUGGCAGAUACCCUAGAAUUGCUAUUUGGUGAUACACCAGAAAUGGAAUAGUGGUCCCCCAAGGGACCGGUUCCAGCAGAGAGUCUGAGUACUGACUAAGCAUUAUUACUCUGAAUGGUGAUUCUAUAUAAUUUCAGAACACUUGUACUGCUAUUGUCUUUUUGUCUUGCUCUUGAGAUCUUUUCUCUCUCAGGUUGCUGAUUUACCACCUAUGUGAGCUCAGCAGUUUUAAAGAGAGAAGAGUUUUUCUCAACAACCCUAGCACCUCUCCCUUCAGACAAUUAAAAUUUAUUCUCUGUUUAUUUUGAGUACUUUUACUUUGUGACACUCAGAAGUCUCUACAUCAGAACAACAGUUCUCUGGGAAAUUUGCUGUUACAGACAAUAAAACCUAUUCUCUUUUCCAGAAACUUGCAAACCUAGAAAACUUCUGGAUAGAUGAAUGCUCUUGUGGUGUUAAAAUACACAAUGCAAUCAUACUCAUUCAGGCUUACUUUUGAUGUUUACUCUCAAUUAGUGGACUAUAAUAGUAGAACGAUUAAUUUGGGUUUUUUUAAGAUGUAAUUUAAAUUCAUAAAUAUUUACAUUAAGAUGCUAUUACUGUGUAUUUCACUUUUUUCUUAUCAGACCUGACAUGUUUAUUAAAGCAAUUUAUAAUUUUUGA
This is a messenger RNA of Haemorhous mexicanus (house finch), 6580 nucleotides long. It is a transcript of the gene RGS22, whose product is annotated as regulator of G protein signaling 22. The transcript has 27 exons. Bases 115 to 3837 code for a protein of 1240 amino acids. Lineage: Eukaryota; Metazoa; Chordata; Aves; Passeriformes; Fringillidae. Gene Ontology annotation, biological process: regulation of signal transduction. The record is from RefSeq and is a predicted model, not a curated record. Gene Ontology annotation, molecular function: G-protein alpha-subunit binding.